Trametes versicolor FP-101664 SS1 is the source of this 975-nucleotide messenger RNA. RefSeq lists its product as uncharacterized. NCBI's taxonomy places the organism in Eukaryota, Fungi, Basidiomycota, Agaricomycetes, Polyporales, Polyporaceae. The record is from RefSeq and is a predicted model, not a curated record. The transcript has 17 exons. Bases 1 to 975 code for a protein of 324 amino acids.
AUGAACUCCUCCGCGACCACCUCUCAGAUCAAUCCGCUUUCCUCGCUUCCGUCUCCAGAUAGCACAUACGGCGCAUACCUCCUUGGCACCAACGUUAGCCUUAUAUUGUACGGAAUCAGUCUGUUUCAGCUCUAUAGAUACCUUCGCCUGUAUCGUACGGACGCGUUGUACAUUCGUGUUAUAAUUUUCGCUGUGAUGUUCCUAGAAACCGUACACGUCCCCAUGAUCAUACAUACAUGUUACUAUCUCCUGGUCUCAAAUUACGCCAAUUCGCAAUCUUUCAUUUCGCCGCCGCCCUGGUCCCUCAAGCUCUCACCUGCCCUCGCAACCAUAAUCACGUUCACCGCACAAAUGCAUGUUUUUUGCUCGCCGAGUGUGUUUGCGAACGACUUGGGCAGUUUGUCCGGCUUUAAUCGGUCCAACGAAUGGCUUUUCUCUGCAGCAAUUUUUCCUGCCUCUGUCGCUGAUGGUUUGCUUUCGGGCGCCAUCAUCGUCGGGCUACGCCGCAGUCGCAAAACUUACACUCGCGUUCAAAGCUCUCACGAGCUGUUCAUGCUUUACGUUGUGAAAAGUGGGCUAUUCACGGGUCUCAUUAAUUUACUACCCUCCAUAAUGGCAGUGGUACAGCCCAAAACAUAUGUUUGGGCUGCGACCAGCUUCACUCCCACCCGUAUCUAUGCGAUGACGCUGCUUUGCGUACUUAACUCUCGCGAGCGCCUCGUUGGCCGCGGACUGGAGAUAUUCGGGAGGGAGGCUUCCACGCGCAAUAUCUUCGCCAGAGCCAACCACCUGGCGGCGGUCGAGCAAUGGAACGCCCCUGUGAUGCCGGACAAUGAGCCGACGAAGAUCGCUAUCAAUAUCACGGCAGAGACGGAAUCCGACAUGCCUGGCACCGCGUCGGCGAAGACAUUUCACUCAAACCAUCUCGCGGAGUCGAUCAAGACCCAAGGGAUGGCCUGCGACGACUCCCUGUGA